Messenger RNA from Pristis pectinata (smalltooth sawfish), 2763 nucleotides. RefSeq names its product deleted in malignant brain tumors 1 protein-like. Gene Ontology annotation, cellular component: membrane. The transcript has 11 exons. The coding region runs from base 1 to 2763 and encodes 920 amino acids. The record is from RefSeq and is a predicted model, not a curated record. Lineage: Eukaryota; Metazoa; Chordata; Chondrichthyes; Rhinopristiformes; Pristidae.
AUGACUGUCUGCGGUGUUGGAUCGUGGGCCUUAUCGAGUCUGGACUUCGUUUGUAAAGAACUGAACUGCGGCUCUGCAGUAGAAGCACCGCUUAAUGCUCAUUUUGGAGAAGGAUCGGGACCCGUUAUUGGACCGCCUGGCUGCAGCCAUCAACAGGACAUUGGAGUGAUUUGUUCAGAAAGCAGAGAUCUCAGACUGGUGUCUGUGGACUCCCGAUGCUCCGGUCGUCUCGAAAUCCGCCAGCGGCAGCAAUGGGGGACAGUCUGUGACAGUUACUUCGAUUUGGAAGACGCUGCGGUGGUCUGCUCGCACCUCCGGUGCGGGACAGUAGCGGCGAUCCCAGGAAGAGCUCAGUUCGGGAAGGGAACCGGCCCAGUGUGGAACCAAAAGUACAUGUGCCGGGGCUACGAAUCCCGAUUGUGGGAUUGUCCCAUUUCUCCUUGGGAUCGAUUCAGCUGCUCACAUGAAAGUGACGUCAGCGUUAUUUGCUCGGAGAAAAAUUGGGUUCCGAGACUAACAAAUGGGGGAAGCCGCUGUGAUGGGCGAGUGGAGAUAUACUACAACCGCAGCUGGGGAAGAGUGCAAGACAACCUCUGGGACAUUAAUGACGCCAAUGUGACCUGUCGGGAGCUGGGCUGCGGCUAUGCGAUAUCUGUCUACAGUUCUUCAAAGUACGGAGAGAGCGAAGGGCCCGUGUGGGUGAAUGAAGUUACCUGCCAAGGAAAUGAGUCGCAGCUCCAGAUGUGCAACUCAUUGACAUUGAAUCCAUUUCUCGAUGACAGCGAUGGCGUAGGCGUCCUGUGUUCUGAACACUUACAAUUACGGCUGACCGGCGGCGGAAGUCCAUGUGCUGGUCGAGUUGAAGUCUACUACGGUGGAGCAUGGGGCUCGGUUUGCGACGAUUCCUGGGAUCUGGCGGACGCUCAGGUGGUUUGUAGACAGUUGGGUUGCGGGAACGCUUUGGAGACAAAACUUUCUGGUCGCUGUGGACAAAUCUCAGACCGAAUAUGGUUGGAUGAACUGAGUUGUUCGGGUUACGAAUCUUUUCUGUGGCAAUGUCCGUCAGCACCAUGGGGCGAACACGACUGUUCUCACAAAGAAGAUGCGAUGGCUAUGUGUUCUGAACACAAAGAGCUGCAGCUGGUGAAUGGAAAACAUCGCUGUGAAGGAAGAGUGGAAGUGUUUUACAAUGGGAGCUGGGGAACGGUGUGCUCGGAGUCACUGGAUGACGUUGAUGCAGAAAUCAUCUGUAAACAGUUACAGUGCGGCCCUGUCCAAAGUAUUCUGUAUGACGCACGAACAUUCGGAGAAGGAUCGGGAAACAUUUGGCUCGAAGGAGUGGCGUGUGAUUCACAUGAGUUAACUCUUUGGCAGUGUCGGUCAGACCCAUGGGGUGAACACAACUGUAACCAUAAAGAGGAUGCAGGUGUUGUUUGUUCAGGACAACAACUGCGUUUGGUCGGGAGAAACAGCAGCUGUUCGGGGAGGGUGGAGAUACUGUCCAACAACAGCUGGGGUACAGUGUGCGAUGACUCCUGGGACCUGGCCGAUGCUAACGUUGUCUGUAGGCAACUGGGCUGCGGCUCCGCUUUAUCGGCUGCGGGAAGGGCGGCCUUUGACCAGGGCGACGGUGUGAUCUGGCUGGAUGAGGUGAAAUGCACGGGAAGUGAAUCCUUUCUCUCCGACUGUGGUUCCUCGCCGCCAGGUCAGCACGACUGUGAUCACAAGGAAGAUGCCGGUGUCAUUUGUUCUGAAAGCGUGCAGCUGAGACUCGCGAACGGAGGGAGUCAAUGCGCCGGGAGAGUGGAAAUUCACUACAACGGGACUUGGGGAACGGUGCAUGAUUUUCUUUGGGACCUGCCGGACGCCGCUGUGGUGUGUCGGGAGCUGGGGUGCGGGGUCGCUCUGGCAGCCCCACCCGGGGCUCAUUUCGAGGAAGGGUCAGGGCCCUUUGUGACCGGGUAUGUAAAGUGCGGCGGGAACGAGACUGCUCUGCGGAACUGCGAAUCGUAUCCAUGGGGUCAUUAUCCUUUGACGCACUCCAACGAUGCCGGCGUUAUCUGCGCAGAGGCGAACUGGCGAUGCCCAGGAGUCGGCGUUCGGCGUGUGCUUGGUGCUGUCAGCGCGCCAUGCCCGGCUCCAAGUGUCUUCGCCGAUCAAAUAAAUUUGGAGAAUGCUGCAAAAAGAGGCACCAAACUCAGAUUAGUGAAUGGGAACAGUCCUUGUGCGGGGAGACUGGAAGUUUACGAGAAUCGAACAUGGAGGACAAUUUGCAGUGACGAAUCCUGGGCCUUAGCUGCUGCUGACAUUGUUUGUAAGGAGCUGGGUUGUGGCUCUGGAGCUGUGGUGCAGAUGGAUGCUCACUUUGGUGAAGGAACUGGACCAGUUAUCGGCCCGCCCGGUUGCGGACAUCAACGGGAUCUUGGUGUGAUCUGUUCAGAAACCAGAGAUCUCAGACUGGUGUCUGUGGACUCCCGAUGCUCCGGUCGUCUUGAAAUCCGCCAGCGGCAGCAAUGGGGGACAGUCUGUGACAGAUACUUCGAUUUGGAAGACGCUGCGGUGGUCUGCGCGCACCUCCGGUGCGGGACAGUAGUGGCAAUCCCAGGAAGAGCUCAGUUCGGGAAGGGAACCGGCCCAAAGACUGCACCUCCGGUGGAGCACCGCCGCCUCAGUCCUGGUCUAGAGCGUUCACCGCACAAGUUUCUGAAAUGGAACUUGAAUCCAGAACAAUCUGGCUCGGACUCCGAAUGCAUGCAAGGCUAG